UCAGUUCAGUCGUUGACGCGCCGUGAAACAAGCAACAACCAUAUAAGUUGACAUUAUCAAUUUUAAAAAUAAAAUACAUAAAUAACAUUAGCAAAUUUUUCUGAUCUCGAUAAUUACAUUUUGCAUUGUUAUUGACGUGUUUAUCAUGAUUAACGAUGGAAUAAUCGUUUUAAUUGCGUCAAGUUAAAUUAAGAUUGCUACAGAAACGAUAAAAAUUGUAAUCAAUAUUUUGCAGACAGUAUUGAAAUGUAAAAGCUAUAAUAAUUCAAGUGUUCAAUUGCGUUAGCAGCCGGACUGACCAAAUUGCCGAUACGUCUACUGAACGGUCGGACUAAAUUAUUUACUUCUACUGAAAACUUCUUUACUUAUCAUUUUUGGCGAGUUGCCCAUAGUCUUGUUUACUGCUGAAUUUCACAUUCUACACGAAGAUUAAGCAACGAAUACUCCAUCUCACAUAAUACGAAAGAAGAAUGAUGGUUUCAUCCGCAAUAUUCGGAGCAGCUGCUGGCACGGGAUUAGCCUUAGUGGUGGCCAUGACGAUCGUAGUUUAUCGUUACUAUGCCGUGAAGCGAAAGGGGAAAUGGAAUUGGAGCAAUCUGGAUCGAUGGCCGGAUCCACCAAAUAUUAGGAGCAACAACAACGAUCAGCCUCAUCAUCAUCACUGCCACGCAGCGUCGACGUCACAAGUGCUCGACUGCUGGAGGAAGCCGCAAAAAAAUUACUACGCUGUACAAACCGGGGUUAUGCCGGACAAAUUGUCAGAGGUUCUGGGCGAUGUCCUGGAGUUAUGCGGAGGCGGAGGCGGUGGCGGUGGCGGUGCGGCAACCGGAGACAAGAACAUGUCGAACAACCCGUCGGGUGGAAGCGCGGCUACUAGGAUCGGCGCAGUGACAGGAGUAGCGAUAAUCAAGGGUAGAUGGGCCCAAAGAGGCACGAGAUCGCCUCUCUCUUCCGUCGCUAAUACCGAUAGUGCCGACAGUACAACUUCGACCAGUUCGGAGGAAUUUAACGUUGCGAAGGAGCAACACGCGGUACAACCUUCGGUAACCGAAUCGGGCUUACCCCAUCAGAGUCGCAGUUAUCCAGGCGGGGGCGGAAGUGGCAGUCGAACGUUGGCUAGAAAUUCAUCCGUUAGCUCGCAGAGCUCGGUGGAAGGUGCAUCUUGUUCUUCGAAUCAUCGAGGAUCAUCGCCUCAAAUUAGAGCAUUCGGUCCGGACGGGCGACAUCAUGCGCGACAUGAUCCUCUACACGCCGCUUCUUCGUAUCCACCUAGCAGAAGCUCGAGAUCUCCUUCACCAGCUCGUGCGGCGUCCUUGGAUGCACGUUGUGCAAGUCCUGCCAGUUACACGGGCAGCUUGCAUAGUGGACAUGCGUCGCCCUCACAAACCUCUUUGUCGUCCGUAGCAACGGGUGUAAGUUCCACUUGCGGGUGUUCGCCGAUGAAUGCCGUUCAAAGUACUUCCAGACAGACCAGUCGUUGCUUAUCGCCCCUCCUCAUCCCACCACGUGCUUCCAUAAGCAGCGACAGUGGUCCCAUACCACCUGCUUCUCCACUUGGUUCUUUACAACCGGAUCUUUAUCAAAGACGUGACGGUCCUGUCUUUCUCAGCGCUCGCAGGACAGGAAAACAUUUGGGCAGGCUUCAUCUGCGCUUAAGAUAUGACUUUGAUAAAUCGGAUUUGGAUGUGCACUUGAUCGAGGCACACGAUCUCGCAGGCAGCGAUCAGGGCGGUUUCAACGAUCCCUACGUCAAGUUGACUCUCAGUCCGGAAGUGGACAGCAGGAAAAGACAAACGCAGAUCCACCGGAACGAUCCGAAUCCGUUUUUCGAUCAGCAUUUCAAAUUUCCCGUCAGCUACGAAGAGCUGCAGGAGAAAACUCUAGUUUUACAGGUAUUCGAUUAUGAUCGUUUCUCGAGGAACGAUGUGGUGGGUUCGGUAAGAGUGGCCAUGGACAGCCUCGAAUUGGUCUCUUCCACUUCCUCGGUAGAAGUUUGGGGUGAAAUAGCGAGGGAACGCAAACCGCCGGAAGAGAUUCAAGAGGUUUUGAUUUCAUUGUCUUACUUACCGAGUGCCGAAAGGCUCACGGUUCUUAUGAUGAAAGCUAGAAAUCUGUUUCCCCAACAGGAUAAGGAGACAUUGGAUCCGUUCGCGAAAGUUAGUCUUCUCUGUGGAGAAAGAAGAGUAAAAAAGAAGAAGAAAACGGCAGUUAGGAGGGCAACGACAAAUCCCGUUUGGAACGAGGCGAUGUCGUUUAAUAUACCUGCUUCAUCACUCGCAUCAUCGGCUAUAGAGAUAUGCGUGCUGGACUCGAGCAGCGAGUUGAUCGGCGGAAAUGCCAUCAUCGGAUCCUGCAUCAUUGGACCAGCCACAGGUGCGGACAGCGGUAACAGUCAAGGACGAGAACACUGGCUUCAAAUGACGCAGUCACCGAGGAAGCAAAUCGCUGAAUGGCACACGCUACACUAGUUCGAUCGUCGUUACGAUCUAGCCGUUUGAUCGCCCGAAUAAUUCGCGUCCUUGAUCAAAGGAAAUACAAUCUAUCGUCGUGUAACGAAUAGUCGUAACGAAUAGUCGAAUGACCAUAUACAUACAUACGAAACGUAUAGCGAUAUUAUAUGUAAAAUGGCAAAAAAUAACAUGUAUUUCUCCAUCGUCUUAACAAAAAAAGACAAAAAAAAAAAAAAGAACAAAAAAUCCAAUGACCCGCUAAGAAAUCGUUCUUCUGCACUUUUAUAGAUAUAUAUUAAUGAUCGUUAAAGAUCCAUAUAACAUUUCGUUGCAUCGAAUGUCGAUGCGCGAAGAGAAAAAAGUAAGAAAGAAAAGUAAUGAUGAAUAUUCUUCGUCGUAUAUCCAUGCACUAACAGGCACUACGCACUUGUAUUUUCGUUCAUUGCACAACACUUUGCGCUACAGGCAUGAUCCAACUGUGCAUUUCUUAAUUUUGGAUACCUGAACAAUUUAGAGAUGUAGUUUUAAAUUAACAUUGAUGCAUUAAUACAAAUUCUCCAAAGUUACAAUGAAGGAAACGUAAUCCAAGCUGUGAAGCAAAAGCAGAGACAGAUCUCAUGUUUCGCUUAACAGAUCAAUAAUUAAACGUACAAACUAAUAUUUUAAGAUAAGUCACAACUCGAGAAGACAAUUAUCAAGUCCGAGUUGAUGAAAUCCGUUGUCUUGACUAAGAAGCUACUUUCUCUCAGGUUUAUCUCGUAUUUCUCUUAUAAUUAUGCUUCUUCUUCCUCCUCCUCCUCCACCUCCUCCUCUUCGAGAAAAAAGAAAAA
Messenger RNA from Temnothorax curvispinosus, 3280 nucleotides. RefSeq names its product synaptotagmin-5 (gene Sytbeta). The coding region runs from base 471 to 2468 and encodes 665 amino acids. Gene Ontology annotation, molecular function: syntaxin binding; clathrin binding; calcium ion binding. Gene Ontology annotation, biological process: cellular response to calcium ion; calcium-ion regulated exocytosis; regulation of dopamine secretion. The record is from RefSeq and is a predicted model, not a curated record. The transcript is spliced from 11 exons. Lineage: Eukaryota; Metazoa; Arthropoda; Insecta; Hymenoptera; Formicidae. Gene Ontology annotation, cellular component: membrane.